Acyrthosiphon pisum (pea aphid) is the source of this 333-nucleotide messenger RNA. RefSeq names its product DDB1- and CUL4-associated factor 12-like. The record is from RefSeq and is a predicted model, not a curated record. The coding region runs from base 1 to 333 and encodes 110 amino acids. Lineage: Eukaryota; Metazoa; Arthropoda; Insecta; Hemiptera; Aphididae. The transcript is spliced from 4 exons.
AUGUUUAGUUUACAUCGUGUUAAUAACCGACCUGGACACCUGGCGGAAAAUAAAGUGAUAGUCGGAAUUAGGUCUUUAAGUUUCCAGGAUAAUAUAAUUACAAUUGGUACAGGUGUUGGUGUUAUAAUUUUCUAUGAUAUACGGGCUGCAAAGUAUUUGGAAUCUAGUAUUAACUCCAGUAGAGCAGUUGUGUUAAAAACAAGUAGAGGUUAUGUUUAUCCUGAUGAAGAUUUCAUGGUGGAUCAAGGAUUUCAACAAGUCAACUAUACACCUGCAAUUUAUACACAUUGCUACGAUUAUUCAGGAACCAGAUUAUUUUCUGUCCAACGUUAA